AUGCCUUCUGUAUGUCUUUAUAAAGAUUUUAAACAUUUGACAUAUGGUCGUAUAACAUUAAAAGAUUUUGAACGUCAAUCAAGUAUACUUCUUGGAGAACGUAUAAAUCUUCUUGUUCCAUUUUAUUCUUCAUCAAAUAAUUCUUUAAAUACAAAUAGUAAUGAAUUGAUUAUUGAACUUCGUCGUGAAAUAGAAACAUGUCGUAUUACAAUUGAUGAACUUCCAACAAAAAUUUUAACUUGUGAAAAAUCUCAACGUUUAGCAAAUGUAGUUGAACUUGAAUAUGAAGAUUUACUUAAAUUUUUAUAUGAACAAUUACAUCAAUAUAAAAUAAAUGAAAUAAAUCAAUUAAAACAAAUACGAACAAAUGAUCAAUUAAUACAAAAAUUAUUUAAUUAUUUAUCAAUUUAUGUUAAUAAACCAAAUGAUGAACAUAUAUUCGCUCAACUUAAAUUUGAACAUGAACAACAACAAAAAUUAAAUCAGAACAGUAAUGAUAUAUCAAUUAAUAAAUAUCGACAACAAUUUUAA
Molecule: messenger RNA, 531 nt
Organism: Rotaria sordida
Lineage: Eukaryota; Metazoa; Rotifera; Eurotatoria; Philodinida; Philodinidae
Source: the annotation of a GenBank genome assembly